AUGGACUAUGCCACUCAUAAUCCAAAUGGUAAGAUUUGGAUUUUUUGGACAAAAGAUGUGAAUUGCACUAUCUUAGAGAAUGAGGAACAAUUGAUCACUUGUGAAAUCAAUCAUGUAAUGAGACCUAAUCAGUUUAUUACUACUUUUGUAUAUGACAAAUGUAAGGAUCAUCUCAGAAGGACUCUCUGGGAUAGCAUUCUACAACAGUCCACUAUACCUUUUCCAUGGUGUACUCUAGGUGAUUUCAAUAUUAUUACUGAUCCUGAAGAAAAACUUGGAGGGUUCAUGUAUAAUAUGAGAAAACGCCUUGAGUUCAUUAGUACUAUAGAGGCUAGUGGCUUGCAAGAUCUUGGCUUCAUUGGACAGAAGUACACCUGGUGCAACCAGAGGGGCAUCAUGUCCAGAAUUUGGAAGAGACUAGAUAGGGGGAUGGCUAAUAAUAGAUGGCUGGAAACCAUGCCCCUUACCUCCAUCACUCAUCUCCCCUCUAUGGGCUCUGAUCACUACCCUCUACUCUUGGAAAUGGUUGAUCAACAUCACAACCCCAUCAAGUAUUUCAAGUUUCUUAAUUGUUGGCCUGAACAUCCUUCUUUUAUCGAGCUUGUUAAAAACUAUUGGAGCGGACACAUAGAGGGUAAUCCUAUAUGGAUCUUCCACAAAAAGAUGAAAAGACUUGCCACUACUCUUAGUGAUUGGUCUAGGAAUCAGUUUGGUGAUAUUUAUGCUAAAGUCAAAGAGUAUGAGGAAGCUGUUAGACAAGCUGAAGAAAACAUGAUCAACAUGAAUUCCAAUGAUAACAGGUCCAAGUUUCAUACUAUCAAUGCGGAAUAUAAUAGAUACAUGAAAAUAGAGGAUCCCAUUCUCAGGCAGAAAUCUCAGCUGCACUGGUUCAAAGAGGGUGAUAUGAAUUUUAGCUACUUCUAUGUUUUGAUUAGAGGUAGAAGAAAGAGGUUGUACAUUUAUAGGAUCCAAAAUGAUGAAGGCUCUUGGGUGAAAGGUGAUGCUGAGAUAGUUGAAGCAGCUUGUAACUAUUGUCAACAAAUCUUUACUGGAGAAGAGAAGUAUAUUCAACAACAGGACCUUCAGUGCAUUACUCCUAUAGUUACUGAUUAG
Solanum dulcamara is the source of this 1113-nucleotide messenger RNA. RefSeq lists its product as uncharacterized. NCBI's taxonomy places the organism in Eukaryota, Viridiplantae, Streptophyta, Magnoliopsida, Solanales, Solanaceae. The record is from RefSeq and is a predicted model, not a curated record. The transcript has a single exon. The coding region runs from base 1 to 1113 and encodes 370 amino acids.